Molecule: messenger RNA, 5139 nt
Organism: Coturnix japonica (Japanese quail)
Lineage: Eukaryota; Metazoa; Chordata; Aves; Galliformes; Phasianidae
Gene: DNAJC3
Product: DnaJ heat shock protein family (Hsp40) member C3
Biological process (GO): protein folding in endoplasmic reticulum
Cellular component (GO): endoplasmic reticulum
Molecular function (GO): misfolded protein binding; protein-folding chaperone binding
Source: RefSeq, a predicted model, not a curated record
GGGACAGCCGCCCUUCUGCGCAUGCGCAGUGACGGCGCGGCCUGUCCUCCCCGCAGCUCACUUCCACCUUCCGGGACUGCGAGGGGGCGGGCGCGCUCCGAGCAGCCAAUCAGCGGCGCCCACGACCCUCCCCACACGAGUCGGAGCCGUCGGGCCGGGGCGCCGCCAGUGCGGCCGCGGGUGUCGGCGGCGAUGGUGUCAGCUGCGGGCUCUGCCGGCCGCUUAGGCUCCGCGCUGCCCUUCCUGCUUGUGCUCCUCGACCUGCAGUACCAGGGAGCUGAGUGUGGAAUAAAUGCCGAAGUAGAAAGGCAGCUUGAAAUGGGGAAGAAGUUAUUGGCUGCUGGACAACUAGCAGAUGCCCUGUCUCAUUUUCACGCGGCUAUAGAGGGAGACUCUGAUAACUACAUUGCUUAUUACAGAAGAGCCACAGUGUACUUAGCCAUGGGCAAAUCUAAAGCAGCAAUUCGUGAUUUAAGUAAAGUGGUUGAAUUAAAGCAGGACUUCACAUCCGCAAGAUUACAGAGGGGACAUCUACUGCUCAAGCAAGGAAAGUUUGAUGAAGCAGAAGAUGACUUUAAAAAUGUGCUCAAAUCCAAUCCCAGCAAUAAUGAGGAAAAAGAAGCCCAAUCUCAGCUGACGAAAUCUGAUGAGCUUCAGCGCCUGUAUUCACAAGCAUUGUCUGCAUACCAGCAAGAGGAUUAUGAAGCUGCAAUUCCUCUUCUUGAUGAAAUCUUGGCAGUUUGUGUUUGGGAUGCAGAGCUACGGGAACUUCGAGCUGAGUGCUAUAUAAAAGAAGGGGAGCCAAGCAAAGCAAUUAGCGACUUGAAAGCCGCUGCCAAAUUAAAGAGUGAUAACACCGAAGCCUUCUAUAAAAUCAGCAGAAUAUAUUAUCAGCUGGGGGACCAUGAAUUAUCGCUCAGUGAAGUCCGGGAAUGUCUGAAGCUUGACCAAGACCAUAAGCAGUGUUUCUCUCUUUAUAAACAAGUAAAGAAACUCAAUAAGCAGAUUGAGUCAGCAGAGGAAUUCAUCAGAGAAGGCAGAUACGAAGAUGCUAUCAGUAAAUAUGAGUCUGUAAUGAGAACUGAGCCGGAUGUCCCAGUUUAUGCUACUCGUGCCAAAGAAAGGAUCUGUCACUGUUUAUCAAAGAAUCAGCAGGCUACAGAAGCCAUAACAGUUUGUACGCAAGUUCUGCAACUGGAACCAACCAAUGUGAAUGCUCUGAAAGACAGAGCAGAAGCUUAUUUGCUGGAAGACCUUUAUGAAGAAGCUAUUAAAGACUACGAAACGGCUCAAGCCAACAGUGAAAAUGACCAGCAAAUUCGAGAGGGGCUGGAAAGAGCUCAGAGAAUGUUGAAGCAAUCACAGAAGAGAGAUUACUAUAAAAUUUUAGGAGUAAAAAGAAGUGCAAGAAAGCAAGAAAUCAUAAAAGCUUACAGAAAGCUGGCAUCCCAGUGGCACCCUGACAACUUCCAGAGCGAGGAAGAAAAGAAGAAAGCAGAGAAAAAAUUCAUUGAUAUAGCAGCUGCUAAGGAAGUCCUUACUGACCCAGAAAUGAGGCGGAAGUUUGACGCUGGGGAGGACCCCCUGGAUGCAGAGAGUCAGCAGGGUGGAGGCAACCCCUUCCACAGGAACUGGAACACGUGGCAAGGAUUCAACCCCUUUGGUUCUGGAGGAGGACCAUUUACAUUCAAAUUUCACUUCAGUUAGAGCCAGGACUGUUUCAGGUGGCUGCUGCUGUUUUUUACUUAAUUUGUUCAAAAAAUCAAAAUAAAAACUCUCUCAGUUCAAGACCCAAAAAAAAAAAAAAUUUAAUUUCUGAUGUUGUCCUUAUCCCAGAGUCUUACUGCACUAGAAGAAAGCUACUCCUUUCUUUUAGUAUUUAAAACAAAUUUGUGGUGAGCUUGACAACUUAUACUGGUGGGGGGAGGUUGAAUGAAUAAGGGUUUUGUUAUUGCCUAUGUUUUUGUUGUGGAUAUGCAGGAGACGUUUUUCCCAUCCGUAGGAAUGAACAAUAAGAGGCUAUUUAGGACAACACUUAAAUGCAGCUUUAGGACUCAAGUAUAUGCUUACAGGUAAAAAUGCAUGUAAAUAUUUUUUCUGAAUUGGGGCCUAAUAAAUGUGGGAAGGGUAGUUACAGUAGUCUCUGCGUUAACAAAUUGUUUGUCAUUGUGCUCAGCAGAACGAUCCAUUUCUCAGUAUUCUUUAAAGGAAACCCAUCGUAUUACUGUGGGCAGUGCCAUAGGGAGGGGAAGAGGCUGUGUACUGGCUGAGCCCCAGCAAUCUCUUACAAAGAGGAUCUCUUGUCAGUAAUGAUUUUGCAUUUUUGAGGAGUUUGCACUUUAACAAAGUAUUGGGCUGAGAUCUGGGCAGAGCAGCGUGUUGUGAUGUUUCCCCCUCUGCAUCAAUUUGUUUCUUCUCUGAGCCAGCACAGGUAGUGAGGUGACUGUAUGUGAACUGCAGGAAUAACAUGCAAGCUAUCGCCCUUCCCCAUGUGAUAGAACUUCUCUUCUGUCGGGUGGUGCCACAGUGAAUUAAUGGUGAAGUACUUUGAAGCAGUUUUCUGUUUUGUGUAACAGCCACAGUGCUGCCUUUGUACCGGGUCUGACUUUGCAUCGGCCAGAGGUCUGUUGUAGUUCUGCAUGUGGGCACAACUGGAAUAGUGCGAUGGUGGAACUGUGUGAGAUGGGAGGCCUUCCUAGGGCUGCAGUUGCUGCAGGUGGGGUGCUCUACUCAUUCUCCACAUAUGUUGAAAUUACUGAUGAGUUUCACCAGCAGCUGCAUUCUUAGAAUGCAAAACAUUUGCAAUUCUUUAAUUGACCAACUUAAAUUUUAACUGGACAACUAUAAUCGGUCAGUAGGGAUCUCCUUCCACUUUGUUUUGUGGCAUUUAAGAGCAUGAGCAGCCUCAGUUCAACAAAGCAAAUGAAAUCUUUUAUCUGAAUGUGUAUGCAUAUAUUUUUUUAAUUACUGUAAGUGCAGUUGCUUUUGAAGCACAGCCCUUUUGAAGCACAGCCUCAAGUACUUCACAAACCAAACUGUGGCUUUGGAAAGUGAUGUUUUUCUUUUUUCAACAGCAAUUUAAAGGCCAGCAGAAACUUAUCUUCAGGCUGAUGGAGAGUGUGUGUGGGGAUUUCCAGUAGUUGAUGGCACAACAGCACUGUGGCAUCCUAUUAAAGUUCAGCAUCAGAUAUGUUCAAGUUGAAUGACUUCCUAGAAGUCUGGCUUCUGCUUUUGACACUUCUGAAGUGUUUCUGUUUAAAUUCAGUAGCAGCCUAGGAUGCUGUUCGUGCUCUUGUGAUGUCAGUGGAGCUCUUGUUGAACCUUGGGCACAGGCAUAGGAGCUCACUGCACAGCCCACACCCAGAUGCUGUCCUGUGGUGCUGGCUGGUCCAGGCAGCUCUCCCACAUGUUUCUGCUCACCAUGAGCAGAAGCUGAAUCCCCUUCUGAGCCACAGCCCCUGGGUUGUUGCCAGCCCUUGCUAUGGUGCAGCAGAGCCAAGGGCCCAUGGUAUGCAGCUAUGUGUUUGUGUGCUGGCCACUGCUUGGCACAGUUCUGUGCCACCUUGCUCGCUGUAGGAGGGGCUGGUUUAAAUACUCCUUAAUGAGCAGUGUAAGCAAUACACUGUGAUUCUGUAGAUAGAGCUGUGUUUGGCUGCAGGAAGUCACAAUAAAUACCACAGUAGAUCAGUCUGUGUGCUGGAAAAGUGAUAUUUGGAGGGACUGCCCUCGUGCAGCCUUUUAUUCUUAUCAAUCUUCCUCUUCUGUUUUAAAAGCUAUGACUGAGAGAUAUUUUCCUUUUUAUUUCUUUUCUUUGUUGUUGGAAAGGAGUGAGGUGGUCCCUCAUAGGUAAACUGUUCAUAUAAGGGAUUGGUAUUAUAGCUGUGCAUAUUCCUUUCUUUAAUGCAGCGGAUGCUUCUAUAUGGUGGAAGCAGUUGGGAACAGAAAGGACUAUGUUUAAUUCUGAUAGUGAAUGGCAAAGGGAAAAUUGCAUAUUGUUCAGGGGGAAGGCUUGAAUCCAGUCAGCGGGAGAUGAUUAAUGCUUGAAUGCUGUUCAUAGAUAUCUCUUGUGAAAAACAGUGUCUUGAAAAAUGAAGAAAAAAGGAUGAUGACAGAGAAUGAGGCUUUCUGGUACCAAGCAGCUGUGUUAGCACCAGUGCUGCUAAGCGAGCAGAUGCUGGCUGUGAGGUACUUCUGACAACACGAGAAGACAAAAUUGUGCCCGAAAAGAAAGGAGAAGCUGUUCUGUUUGAAGGACUUUCAGAUGCAGCGAUGCGUUUCCUGAUGUGACUUCAGCACCGAGCACUGGCGGCAUGCGCUGUGUACAAGGAAGCUGAAUUCACCUUUUUAUUUAUAAUGGGUGUCUGUAGUGCAAUAAUGUUCAGUAACCCAACAUGGAAAAUAAGUCUCGGUGGUUUGUGAAGCCUGAGAUGUGCGUGAAGCAUCGUUACAGCAACGGGCCUCUGUGGAGAUACACAGUUUUUAUGUUGAAUUCUGUCUUGCGGUUUGUCGAAACCGCUUCCCAGCUUGUUUCUAAAUGAAGGAGGGGAGCUGUGGCUUAUCUUGCUUUGAGGUAUGCUUAGUACUGAUGCGCUGUAAAUCAGUAUUAAACUGGAUGCAGAGCGAAUUAUAAAUGUUAAGAGCUUCAACUUGUGACAGAAAACCUGUUAGCUUAAAAAAAAAACCAACAAAACACAACAAAACAAUAAUAAUAAUAAAAGCAAAAGCUUGUUAUCAUUUCAGCCUCCAGACCAAUGCUUGGAAUGAGGAUUACUCGUCUGUUUCAGGCUGUGAUUUGUAGGAGCUUUGCUGGGCAUUAGCCAGUAUAGCGUAGCAGGUUGGUUGUAUUUAAAAGUGCCUUACUGUAAGGUAUGGUUUGUUUGCUCUGUAAUACACACUCUUGUCCAUAAAAAAAAAAAAAAAAGAAAAAAAAUGGGAGAAUCUUUUCUUUGCCCACUGCAAAUUUUGAAGUAACGGUUUUGUUUUGAGAAGGAUAAGUUAGCUGGAGAUUUAUCUGACGUCUCAAAUUAUGUCUUUAUAUUAAAUCGUAAAUCUUAAAAGCAAGAACUGUUUGUUUUUCUAGGACGGUGGGAAUUAUUUUAUGGUAUUUUUCACAAUAAAGAUAUUUAUGAUGACAAGAAA